Messenger RNA from Notothenia coriiceps (black rockcod), 998 nucleotides. RefSeq names its product endothelial differentiation-related factor 1 (gene edf1). The transcript has 4 exons. The record is from RefSeq and is a predicted model, not a curated record. Gene Ontology annotation, cellular component: nucleus. Gene Ontology annotation, molecular function: DNA binding. NCBI's taxonomy places the organism in Eukaryota, Metazoa, Chordata, Actinopteri, Perciformes, Nototheniidae. Bases 160 to 474 code for a protein of 104 amino acids.
AAUAAAGCUUUGGCAGAGCGCGUGGGUGACACUAGAAGGAAGGUCCGAUUCGCUAAAGUAGCACUACCUUCAUAAAAAGGAUCAUUUUGACCACACACAGUAGUACCUAUUUUUGUAUCUAUAUUUAAUAUUACGGGUAACGAGUAAACCCCUACAAACAUGGCAGAAAGUGACUGGGAUACCGUGACUGUCUUGAGGAAGAAGGGGCCGUCUGCUUCACAGGCCAAAUCCAAGCAGCAAACCGUUUAUAACGGAUGGGUUUUGCUGGCUGGUGGUUUGACACAUUUCUUAAUUAUUUAUGAAAAAUCUUCUCCUCAGAAAAUUAAUGAGAAGCCUCAAGUCAUCGCAGACUAUGAAUGUGGGAAAGCAAUUCCAAACAACCAGGUCCUGGGCAAGAUAGAGAGAGCAAUUGGUCUCAAACUGCGUGGGAAGGACAUUGGGCUACCCUUGGAGCCAAAAACCAUGAAAAAGUGAAGACAUAGCCUCGAAAUCAGCCCUCCCCAGGCCCCUUCUUCCCCUGUCCAAAAACUAGAACCCUUUCCCUACCCUCCUUCCAAGAACCCUUUAAACCCCCCUCCCUACCUUCCUCUCCCCCCUCCCCCUACCUGGGCUGAUCUCACCUGUGUCCUCCCCCAGGACCGGGUUCUCCACUGCAUCACCGGCUGCUUACUGAAACUGUUUCUCCACCACAUAAUCAAAUGAAUGAUCGAACGUAUUUUUCAACGUCACUAACUCGGGAGUUCUGUGAAUCCGUUUGCUUUGGCUUUGGCAUGAUGAAUUCAACUUUUUAAUGUAGACUAAUUUAAAGAAGUAGAAUUAUUUUUCAUUACCAAACAAACUACUUUGACUCACGUUAUUUCUGAGCAUGAUGAUAAGCCAAAAGUGCUCGAUUGCAUCUUUUAUUUCACUCACGAGGAAAGAGUGGAUGUCAUUACAGUUUUGAAAUGUUUUAAUGCUGUGCUUUGUUUUGAUCUUUUGAAAUAAAGUCUCGCAAUUCA